Gopherus evgoodei (Goodes thornscrub tortoise) is the source of this 4056-nucleotide messenger RNA. RefSeq names its product MEF2 activating motif and SAP domain containing transcriptional regulator (gene MAMSTR). The coding region runs from base 165 to 2189 and encodes 674 amino acids. The record is from RefSeq and is a predicted model, not a curated record. Lineage: Eukaryota; Metazoa; Chordata; Testudines; Testudinidae. Gene Ontology annotation, biological process: smooth muscle cell differentiation. The transcript is spliced from 14 exons.
GCCCGUGACCGGCCCCAGCACCCCCCACGCAGCCGGGCUGGGACCCGCGGGGAGAGACCGACCGAGCCGGGCCGGACAGCGACCGGGACAGUCACCGCGCGGCGCUGGCCAAGGUGGCCGGCCAGGUGUCUCCCUCUUCGUGCUUGACACCCCCAGCCCGGACCAUGACCCUGUUGGCCUCCGAGCGCUCCAUGCUGAUCCGUAGCAAGUUCCGAUCCGUGCUGCAGCUCAGGAUGCAGCAUCGCAGAUCCCAGGAGCAGCAUCUCCUGACACCUCUGACCAAGCCCCCCAAAACCUACCUGGAGGUGAACGGAACCCCAGAGCAGAGCCGGGCCGACGAGACCCUGAAGUUGAAGGUCCAGACGAGAAUCCACAAAGUGGGAGCUGCCAAGGGCCAGUUCACAGAAGCAGAGUCUGGAGGGGACCCCUCAGAGCGGAAGGAGAAGAAAACGCGUCUGGCCGAGGAUCUGAAGGAGAAACUCCUGCAAUGGCCGGGGCCACUGGAACUCGUGACGAAAAACAUCCUUUCCCUGGACGCCAGCCUCAAAGAUGCUGUGAAAAGUAUGGCAGCUGACCCUGCUCCUGGGACCUUCCUAUUAGACGAGGACCUCAGCAGCUCUUCAUUGUCCUCCUCUUCUUCCCCAUGCUUCACCGCCAGCCGGGCAGGGGCCUCCGGCAACCCAUCCCCCCCCCUCGACCUCAGGGGCCGCUGUCCAGGUGAGAUACAUGGCGGAGGCCAGAGCUGGUUGGAGCUGCUGUCGAUCCUUGAGUCCCAGCCCCCCUCCGUGUUUGCCCCGGACCCCGAAUCCCAACCUCCUGCAGGUGGCCCCCCGGCUAAGGCCCCGGCCUUGCUGCCCAAGGGCCCCCCACGCCCCAAGAAGGCGAAGGACCCCAAGCCUAAGGUGAGGAAGCUGAAGUACCAUCAGUAUGUGCCCCCCGCGGCCCGGCCCCCCCGGGCCCCGGCCCCCCUGGACGCCGCCUACGCCCGCCUGCUCCAGCAGCAGCAGCUCUUCCUCCAGCUCCAGAUCCUGCAGCAGCAGCAGCCGCCGGCCCCGCCGGGGUCCCCCACAGCGCUGUGUGUGCCGGCCCUGCAGCCCCUGAGCGCCAGUAUUUCCCCAGAUCCAGUGAUCAGCUUUGCGGCCCCCCCAAUUACCCUGGCAGCCCCCCCAACACCUCCCACCCCUCCUGUGCCCCCCAAGCCUGAGCUGCUGCCUGCCAACCUGGAUGACCUGACAGUGUCAGAGCUCCGCCAGCAGCUGCGCCAGCGCGGGCUGCCCGUGUCGGGCACCAAGCCGGCCCUGUUGGAGCGGCUGAAGCCCUUCCAGGUGCGGGGGACCCCGGGGCCGCCCCCCCCAGCCCUGCCCCACGCCGACCGGGCGCUGCGGGAGAAGCAGCGGCUCAUCGACAGCCUCACCUGGGAGCUGCAGCGGGAGCAGCAGGAGGCCGACGACCUGCAGGAGGAGCUGCAGUUGCACAAGUGCCGGCGUGGCCGCCCGGAGGGGGAGCCCCUGCUCCCCUCCCCCCCAGCCAGCCACAGCCCCCAGGCCCCCACGAGGGAGACGCCCGAGGGCCCAGUGCCCAGGAGAGAGGGGUUCCUGGUUUUCUGCCCCCCUUCCUGUGAGCCAAUCGGGGAGGACCUAGAACUGCCCCUGCAGAUCACGGCCAGCCCCACCCCGGCCCCCCGCUCCCUGGAGGAGGAGCUGCAGGAGGCCAUCCAGAAAGCCCAGCUGGUCCCAAGUCAGUCGAUCGAAGAUAUCCUGGAGGAGCCACUGGCGUGUGCAGGUGAUCUGCUCCCCACGGAUGCCCCCUUGCUGCUCCCCACGGAGCCGAGCCAGCCCCCCUCGCCCCUCAGCCAGCAGGGGGCGCCCUGCAAGAAGCCCCGUUGCACCCCACCGGCAGCGGCCAUCUUGGAUUUCCCCGGCCACUACAACUUUCUCACCCCUCCCUCCUCCUCCUCCUCAUCUCCCUCAGACUCCCUGUGUGGGGUCUUCUCCCCGGAGCGGCCCCCGUCCCCCAGCCCCCGGCCCGCCUUCGACCCCGUCGAUUGGCUGGAGGCCUUGACAGCUGGCCCAGCCUCAGGGCUGGGGCCCGGCACCCCUGGCAGCAGCAGCAUCUUCUCCACUGACUUCUUUGACUCGCCGGAACUGAGCGUCAACCACAUGAUUGACCUGAUGGUGGAGCAGUGGUAGGGGGUGCAGGACCCCCUGGCCCGUCUACGGCGAGCCCUCCGCCGCCACCCAAGAGACACCAACAAAUCACACCAAUGCAGGUGCCAUCUUGGAUGGGUGACGUCAAAUCCAGGCACCAUCUUGGGAGGAACUAUUGUUUGUAGUGACGCCAAAACUGGGCGCCAUCUUGGCUGGUGGAACCAUUGUUCAGGGUGACAUCAACUCCAGGCGCCAUCUUGGAUGGGUGACGGUAACUCCAUCUUGGAUGAGUAGAAGCAUUAUUCUCGGUGACGUCAACUCGCGGCACCAUCUUGGAUGGGUGGAACCCUUGUUUGGCGCCAUCUUGGAUGUUUGGAGCCAUUACUCAGGGUGACGUCAACUCUGGGUGCCAUCUUGGAUGGGUGAAACCAUUGUUUGGGUUUGACAUCAGCUCGGGAUGCCACCAUUGAUCGGUGAAGCCAACUGGAUGCUAUGUUGGAUGGAUGAAACCAUUGCUUGGGGGUGAUACCAACUCCAGACACCAUCUUGGAUGGGUGAAGCCAUUUUACUGGUUGAUGUCAACGCUGGAUGCCAUCUUGGAUGGAUUAAACCAUUGCUCUUUUGGUUGUCAGCCCCAAGGGGCAUCUUGGAAGGAACAAACUGUUGGUGUUCAGAGUGAUAUGGCGGGUGGCUGCCAUCUUACAUAAAUAUACCAUAAGUGUUCGGGGUCACAUCAGCUCUUGAAUGCGUUAAGCCAUUGUUUGAGGGUGAUGCCAACUUCCACCACCAUCUUAAAUGGAUCAGACCACUGAUGUUUGAGUCAUGUCAACUCUAGGUGCCAUCUUGGAUUGGUCCAGCCAUUGGGGCUUGGGGGGAUGCCAAGGCCAAAGGCCCUCUUUAUUUGGGCCAUACCAUGUAAUUGGACCUAAGUGUUUCAUUGGCAGGCAGAAGGCAACUCCACCUGUGGGAUGCCAUCUUGUUAUUGACCAGAGGGGAGGAUGUGGAAACCAUCUUAGUUUGGAUUGUACCAUCUUUGUACCUAGCUGGGUUGGGAGUGGAGAAGCCAACUCUAGACGCCAUCUUGGAUGGAUCAUACCAUUUUAACCUCAUGUUUCACUGGCAGAGGGGGGUGGGGAAAUGGCAACUGUAGACGCCAUCUUGGUUGGACUGUACCAUUGCUGAGCCUAGUGUUCUAUUGGGGGCUGCCCUCCCCUGGCCCUUUUCACUCCCCCCUCCCACCCAGGCUGCCCCCCAGCUCCUGGCCCUUCCCACUUACACCAUCCCCCCCACCCUGCUCAUCACUGUGCCCUGCCUGAUCAUUAAGGGGGGGGGGGACUCUGACCACUGGUGAGGGGGCAGCUCCCUAAGGGGGCUGAGCUAGUGGGGGAGGGGUCACACCACAGGGGGGUGGGGAGCUGACAGUUGCCAAAGGCUACUGAGAAAUUUGGACCGACUGGGUGACGGCACUGCUGUGGGGAAGCUCGCAGCCCUUGGAACAGCCCCCUUGGGGCACUGUCAUGGGGAAGCUCACAACUCCUUCGGGACACUGCCGUGGGGAAGCUCGCCGCAGGGGAACUUGACUCCUGUUUGCUCCCCAGAGUGGGGGCAGGGACCGGGAGAGCUCCCCCCAUCACUGGUGGGGGGGCCAGUGGGGAUUCUGGCCUCCCAUGAGCCCCGAUCCACACGCAGGUGAGUAGAAACUCCAACUUAUAUCCAAACCCCCCCCCAUUCACCUGGAACUGCCUAGCCUCAUUCCAACCCCCCCACCCCAGCUCCAAAGCUCUGAUGGUUCUGCCCACAAGGGUUGGGGAGGCCCCUCCCACAAGUGCUGGCUGGGGGGGGUCAGUUGAGGAGGGACCCCUGGAAGCCAAGCUGAUCCCCCCACACAAUAAAGCCCCUUCCCACUGCA